This is a messenger RNA of Lachnellula hyalina, 930 nucleotides long. RefSeq lists its product as uncharacterized. The record is from RefSeq and is a predicted model, not a curated record. Lineage: Eukaryota; Fungi; Ascomycota; Leotiomycetes; Helotiales; Lachnaceae. The transcript has a single exon. Bases 1 to 930 code for a protein of 309 amino acids.
AUGUUUCGAACACAACAGAUAGGCCCUACGGACGGCAUAAUACCUCAGGAUGUCGAAUUGCUACAAAGCUAUUCCGACGCCGAUCUGUUUCAACGCAUUCAAAAGUCUCCCCGUCUACCCCACUACAGCAGAAUAUCCAUUCUUUCGGCUAAUCUCAUAGCCAAAAAUUGUCCAUUCGAACUUCUUCAAGACACAAUCGGGGCCAUGGAAGCAGCGACGCAGCUUAGUGUUCGCGUUCCAGCCGCAAAGCGGAUUGUCACGUCCAAUGGGAGCACCUACCUUAUAAUGGAGCGCAUUGACGGUGUAAUCUUGGAGGAGGCAUGGCCAAAAUUGGGCUGGUUUGCUACAAUCAAGCUUGCUCUGCAACUUCGCCGGUUUGUUCGCCUUCUGAGGUCUUUGACUUCGUCAACAGCAGGAUCCCUGGUAUCUGGCGAGUGCAGAUCGUUCUACCUCGAAGAUCGCUUUAUGCUACCGCCCAAGUCAAGCCCAGCAGUCAUCACAUCCUUUAUUCAGUUCUGGACCUGUUUUACGUCGAUUGGACAGGCAAUGAAAACUGCCGCCCAAGACCCAGUGCCAUCAACAACCUUUACACCCGCUACCCCAAAUAGUCUCGUCUUCACUCACCAUGACCUUGCACCUCGAAACAUUCUGAUUGACCAUCUUGGCCGACUUUGGGUACUAGAUUGGGAUUACGCAGGCUGGUAUCCUAGAUACUUCGAAUACGCCGCCAUGCAAAACUUUCACGUCCCUCAAGCCUGGACUCGAUUUGCACGGGCAAGAUGGUUUCUGUUUACCUGGAUCACAGUUGGUCGAUUUGAGCAGGAGAGAGAAGUCCUAGAACGUAUUAGGACAAAAUUUACCCGUUUUACGUUUGGGCGACGAUUCGAAAUUUUGGCAAACAGAAUUCCAACCGGACGUCCUGUUUCUUGA